Molecule: messenger RNA, 348 nt
Organism: Effrenium voratum
Lineage: Eukaryota; Dinophyceae; Suessiales; Symbiodiniaceae
Source: the annotation of a GenBank genome assembly
AUGGCGAUGAGAGUGCCCGUUGUCUUCAAAGGAGUGAAGGAGAAGAUGCGGGGCUAUGCGUCCGACGAGGGCGGCUUCGAGCCAUCCUGGCCGUCAAGGCUUCCAGACCCCGAGGCCACGGACAUCGAGGUGGAGGGUCUCGAGGAGCUGCCGGAGUUGCCGCCCCCGGCGCGCUCGAGAUCCCAGUCCUCGACCCGCUCCUCGGCGCCCUCUUCAACCGCCUCCCCCAGGAACGACAGCGCCACGGAGGAGCUGGAGCUCUACAUCAGCUCGGUGUCCCCUGCAAGGAGCAGACGUUCCAGCAGCUGCUCGUCCCAGGGCCGCAAGGAGAAGGAGCGGGAGCCCUAG